This is a messenger RNA of Necator americanus (New World hookworm), 621 nucleotides long. RefSeq lists its product as uncharacterized. The record is from RefSeq and is a predicted model, not a curated record. The transcript has a single exon. NCBI's taxonomy places the organism in Eukaryota, Metazoa, Nematoda, Chromadorea, Rhabditida, Ancylostomatidae. The coding region runs from base 1 to 621 and encodes 206 amino acids.
AUGGAAUCUGAAGGAUCGAAAAGAGGUAUUUUUCCCGUCCGUGGCUCCAUCUACACUCCCCACCUUACUCGUAGUGUGGAGGAAAUGUGGUCGUCUACUUCCAGCGUUAUACGCUUGACCGCGAAUAACACUCUGGGAAAGACGACCUUAGGUAAGCCAAAGGUACAAAAGGCUACGUGGUUUUGGAACGAGGAAGUUCAGGCGGCAAUUCGUGAGAAGAAGUCCAAGUAUAAGCUCUGGCGGAGGACGCGUCAGCCUGAAGAUCGGGGUGCUUACCUAGCGGCGAAGAGGGAGGCUAAGAAGGCAGUCUCCAAGGCGAAGUCGGACCGCUCCAAGGCUUUGUACGGCAUGUUUGAUACGAAGGAAGGCGUGCGGGCAGUGUAUCGUUUAGUCAAAGCGCGUCACCGCUCAACGUUGGAUAUGAAACGCACCAAGAUCGUUAAGGGAGCUGAUCGCAUCGUUCUGCGUCACUUUGGUCAGAUCCUGGAGAGGUGGCGAGAGUACUACAAUCACUUGUGUAACGAAGAAUUCUGUCGUCUUCCCGUCCCAAUGUUCCCAGCGUCGAUAGUCCUGUUCUACCAAUUACUGCCGUCGAAGUUAGUGCUGCCCUCGCAAAAAUGA